Suillus paluster is the source of this 3679-nucleotide messenger RNA. Its product is annotated as RNA dependent RNA polymerase-domain-containing protein. The coding region runs from base 41 to 3460 and encodes 1139 amino acids. NCBI's taxonomy places the organism in Eukaryota, Fungi, Basidiomycota, Agaricomycetes, Boletales, Suillaceae. The record is from RefSeq and is a predicted model, not a curated record. Gene Ontology annotation, molecular function: RNA-directed RNA polymerase activity. The transcript has 15 exons. Gene Ontology annotation, biological process: siRNA processing. Gene Ontology annotation, cellular component: nuclear RNA-directed RNA polymerase complex.
AUCCCUUCAAGUUGUUUACAGUGUGAAUCGCGAACCAACGAUGGUCCCGAAAACCGUGACGUAUGAAUCGUCAGACGAUGAAUUGUAUUCAGACGGCUGGGAUGUUUUUAAGAUGCAAGUGGACGCGUUAGACCUCUCCAAGUCCCCCACUCGACCGUUGGCGGAACAACUAGGCGAAAAGCUCUCCAUCUCGCGUGAGGUAACGCCUCGGGCGCCUCAGGUGGAUUCCCGUUCACGAAGACGAGUAUCACACGAUGAAGAGAUGCAGGAGAUGGAUGAAGUUGCCCAAAGAUUGAUAGAGACGGACAGUGAUUCCGAAUCAGUACCAUCAACACAACAAUCUUUAUUGUUCUCGAGUUGUACGACCUCGAUGUCAUCCGUUGGAUCGACGGGCGUGAAACGUGCACCAGACUGGUCUCUACCUCCACCACCAGCAGUGAAACGCAAAGUCGAUCCAAUCGCACCAGUCGUGAAUCUUCCGCAAGCCGGAAAAAGCACAAGACGCAAUUCCCCAGAGUUCGGCGUCCAGUUGGAUGUUGCACACAUCGCCCACUGUGAGAAGGCACAGGCAGUCCUCGAUCGACAUCAACUCGCGUGGGGAACGGUUUACGAACUGGCACGAGGCGUCACUCGUGGGAGCUGGACGUUCGCAGACAUGACGGAGAAUCGUUUGAUUAAACUCAAGGGUUCAAAUGCUGAAGCUGCCUGGAAAGUGACUGCCGUCAUGAAAGAUAAGGUGCCGUCUGCGAUGGGAGCACCGUCAGAACUUUGGCUUGAAUACGAUCGGGAGCAGCUCGCGAUUGUCGAAAACAAAGGUCGCGGCCUCGGAACUAUGGGACAAUGGGAAGGUAAAGAUAAUUGGUACGGAGGCAAAAUCCAGCAAGCUGCCCGUAUCGUAAAAGCUGGAAAGUCUUUCAAAUUCGAGCUCGAGAAACCGGAGAUUCGGAGAUCACACCGAUUCGCUCGGUUUUUGGGGUCUCGACGGAUCCUCCAAGUGCGUGUCCCAGACAAUCUGACGUACGACAAAGUAGGCGCAGCAAUUCGGGAGUUUCUAACGUCAAAUAAAUUCGUGUUGUGUGGCCGCGUCUUCGUACCCUUCCAUGCGAAGGAAGGAAACCUGUACCUUUUUGAAACGCACGAGAACGUAGAUCGGCAGGCAAAUCUUGGCGACGGCGACGGUCAUCGACUAACGCUCUACCAGUUUGUGCAGUGGCAUAAUCCACUGAGGUUGAAUUCGAAACAGCCCAUCAGUAAAUGGUCUACACGAUGGGCGCUGGGCCUCUCAACUUCGGUGCCAACUAUCGAAUUCGCUCCAGAGAAUAUGUUCUUCAUUAAUGAUCAACACGCUGUUGAUUGGGGGGAAGGAAAGCCUCCAGCUGAAAAAAUCAUGACCGAUGGGUGUGGAUUCAUCAGUGGAGCGGCCUUGACGGCUAUCAUGCGAGUAAUGCACUAUCCGAGUCGACCGACCGCGGUACAGGGGCGCAUUGCUGGCGCCAAGGGAAUGUGGGUUAUACACCCAGCUCCCGAGCAUCAAGUCGUCGAUGGAGCACCAAAAAUUUGGAUCCGCGACUCCCAGAAUAAAAUAAAUCUCGGCCCGCUACCUGAAGUGGACACUUCCCACCGAAUCUUCGAUCUCCUCGCGCCGUCUCGUGUAACCGGGCCAAGCCGUCUGUCAAGCCAGACGCUCGUCAACCUGGCACAUGGCCGUGUCCCUUUGGAAAUUUUGAAGGAGCUCAUGGCUGAUGGGCUCCAUGAUGAAGUGCGGCAGCUUACAGAAUGGAAUGGGCGUGAUUCCAUGCUCACAGUUUGGCGAGCUGUUGAGCAAGCCGGUCGUGUUGUAAUCUCGAGGCUGCGUCGACGCAUUGCUGGCCAGGCGCGUGCACUCGGCCUUGGUCAACUCCGACCCAACGAGGAACAUACUGAUGAGAUUGAUGAUCGCGAGGAUAUCACAGUGAACCAAUCGCUAGGUGGCUCGAAUCCUCGGAGUCGCAAUCCCCACAGCGGUGAACCCCUGACUCUACACGAGUCUGCUCUCGAGCUACUUCAGGCUGGGUUCCACCCCCUCAGACUUGACCGGCUAUUUUUCAAGCUUGAAUAUGUGGUGACAUUGGUUCUUGAUGAAUAUAUAGAGAAGUUCCACAUUCCGGUCAAGGAGUCCCUUGAAGCAUACAUCAUACCGGAUCCAUAUGGGGUUCUCGAGGAGGGCCAGAUCCAUUUUCGCUCGUCAGAGCUCAUUACCGACCCUGAAAGCGGAACCCAGAUGGAUAUUGUGACUGGGUCUGUUUUGGUGUGGAGGAAUCCCACGAGACUGCCCUCGGACGUCCAGAAGGUUACCGCCGUUAGCCACCCGAAACUAGCAAAUUACUUUGAUGUAAUCGUGUUCCCUGUGAAGGGGGAGCGCUCACUGGCAAGCUACUUGGGUGGUGGAGAUUACGACGGAGAUACGGUCACACUGGUCUGGUCUAAAAACCUCGUCGAAAACUUUAACACUAGUCCGCUUUGUGAGGCACCUGUUAGCUUGAGCAACGACUUCGAGCGAGAGGUUGAACACAUUGUGGAUUUCGACCAACGAGUAUCCAAACUCUCUGCGAAAGAGGCUCAAACAGCAUUUCAAAAGGUUCUGCUUCUUGGGCUUGCGGAGACGAAGGUGGGGUUGUAUUCGAAGUUCCACGACCUGGCCGUGUAUGAGCGCGGCUAUGCAAGUGCUACUGCCAUUCGACUAGCAUACAUGUUUACCACCUGCCUUGAUGCAAGCAAGACUGGGCUGCGGGUUAAAACGCGUGUCUUCGAAAAAGACCGCAAAUCUUGUGGGAACCGCAAGCCAUAUUACAUGGCCGCUCUCGAACAGAACACGGCCGAGCGCCAAGAGGUAUCGAAGCGCACGGGCUCAACUCCGUACAUUCUCGACGCCCUUGUUGACGAGGGCCGUCGCCUCCGCGACGACUUCCUCAAGCGCUACUCGAAUCUCCGUGGACCAUCUACUAAUGUAGCUGACCGUGACCCUCAUCUCAUGUCCCCUUACCUAUCUGCAUCACGUAGGGCAAUGCAAACUUCGCAUGCCGGUUUCCCGGGUCUGCAGAACAACUUAACUCUGGCGAAAAACCAUGUCCAAAGGGCAUAUGAGGCCUGGCAAGCCGCCGUCGCUUUGCCGAAGAGCGCUUCGAAGGUGAAGGGGUCCCCUGACCCUAAGGAACAACAGAUCCAAAAGUCUGUGCAGUCCUAUGCGCAGCGGCCGGAGGUACUCUUUUUUUCGGAGGAGGAACUCAAGACAGUUAUGGCAUCAUAUGCAUACACCAUGAGUGGUGCGUUCGGCUUCUCCGUCGCAUUCGCAGAACUCUGCGCCAUCAAGGCGCGAGUGCAGGGUGCUGUACUCUUUGCAGAUAGAUUCGCGGAAGUGAUGAACAUUCCCAACAAUAUCCUGCGAGCGCUUUCACAGGCGCAGGAUGAUGUGGAUGAUUGAGGUUUACAUUUUUUGUCGGGCAUCAUAGUCAUAUAGCACACAAGCAUAUCUGUUGUUUUCAUUUCCUGCUUUCUUGCUUUCGAUCUUGCACUAUCUUUGUACUACGUAACUCAAUUGAUGUGUCCGAAUUUCUCAGGGCAAUUUCGAGCAGGCCCGGGCGCUCGAAACACACAAACUAGAAGGACAGGGGAUUUACCGCAAAGAUAAGAUAUACCAUAG